AUGAUUACAGACAUUGAACGACUCAUACUUCUUCACAGUUUCCGUGAUAUCGUUUGGCAAUACUGUCAAAGAAAAUUGACAUACGAUAUCGAUAAACUCCCUGCAAUCUCAGGUGUAUCACGACUUCUUCAGCCAGCCAUUGGAGGAGAUUAUCUUGCCGGCUUGUGGAGUUGCGAUUUACUCGUUGAGCUUUGUUGGGUUCCUGAAAUGAAACUGGGAUGUCUUCACAUCAAGCCCUAUCGUGCGCCCUCAUGGUCAUGGGCCGUAACGAACGAUCGCGUCAAAUUCCAUCGGGGCACCGUCAUCGCACCUAAAGAUCGAAUUGCCGAGUUGAAAGUUAUAGACUAUCAUGUAAUCCCGAAAGUCGAGAACAAUCCUUACGGCGAGAUAGAAUCUGCGUAUCUAAUCACUGAGGGUUUGACCCUUCCUGUUCUACGAGCAUGGCAAACGAGACAUCUGGGAAGAUAUGAUUAUGAUGGUUACUCGGGUACAUAUUGUUUUGAUGAUCCGGCCGGAAUUUCGCAUUUUGAAGCUUCGGAGUGGUCUAAGAAUUACGGGUGGCAACAGGCUUUUUGGAAAAUGGACGAGGAUCUAGGAGUGCAGAUAAUGACGGGUUGGGAGACGCAUGCGCAUGGUAAACAAGUCAUUGAUAUUGAAGAGGAGAAAUGGAUGCAGGAAGCAUAUAUUGUUUUGCUUGUUGCGUCAACAAAUAGAGAUGAUGGGGAUGAGAGACCAUAUGCUGAGUGUUUGAUUUUGAAGAAAGUUGAUGGAGAUAAGGAUCGCGAUGAUGAUACAAUAGAAGUUUAUGAAAGAGUAGGAAAUUAUGUGGUUCAUCAUGAACCGGAAUGGUUGGAAUCUUGGACUAUGAAAACUGUUAAAUUGAUUUGA
This is a messenger RNA of Botrytis sinoallii, 888 nucleotides long. RefSeq lists its product as uncharacterized. The record is from RefSeq and is a predicted model, not a curated record. Lineage: Eukaryota; Fungi; Ascomycota; Leotiomycetes; Helotiales; Sclerotiniaceae. Bases 1 to 888 code for a protein of 295 amino acids. The transcript has a single exon.